Messenger RNA from Gigantopelta aegis, 4392 nucleotides. Its product is annotated as calcium/calmodulin-dependent protein kinase type 1-like. Gene Ontology annotation, biological process: protein phosphorylation. The record is from RefSeq and is a predicted model, not a curated record. Gene Ontology annotation, molecular function: calmodulin binding; ATP binding; calcium/calmodulin-dependent protein kinase activity. The transcript is spliced from 10 exons. Lineage: Eukaryota; Metazoa; Mollusca; Gastropoda; Neomphalida; Peltospiridae. Bases 51 to 1052 code for a protein of 333 amino acids.
CGAGUCAUUCGGAUGUGUGCGUUUGUUGCUGUUAGGUAGUCUACGUCAAAAUGCCACUGUUUGGAAAGAAACAUUCGGAUUCCGAUAAGAACAAACACGUUAAAGAUGGAGAUGUACGGAGAAAAUACGAAUUUAAGGAUACUCUUGGAACAGGUGCUUUUUCUGAAGUAGUUCUAGCAGAAGAAAAGUCCAAUCGUGGCAGAUUUAUGGCUAUAAAGUGUAUUGACAGACAUGGCUUAAAAGGAAAAGAAGAAGCACUGGAGAAUGAAAUCUCUGUUUUAAGAAGAUUAAAUCACCCCAACAUUGUUCAGUUAGUAGAUGUGUUCGAGGAUAAGACACAUGUAUAUCUAGUCAUGGAGUUAGUGACGGGUGGGGAGUUGUUUGAUAGAAUUGUAGAAAAGGGUAGCUACACAGAAAAGGAUGCAAGUAACCUGUGCAAACAGAUCAUUGGUGCUGUUGACUAUAUGCAUGACAAGGGUGUUGUGCAUAGAGAUUUGAAGCCAGAAAAUUUAUUAUACUACAGUCAUGAUGAGGAUUCAAAAAUCAUGAUUAGUGAUUUCGGCUUGUCCAAGAUCGAGGGCUCAGGGACCAUGGCGACGGCUUGUGGGACUCCUGGUUAUGUUGCUCCUGAAGUGUUGGCCCAGCAGCCAUACGGCAAGGAGGUGGAUUGCUGGUCUAUAGGAGUCAUAGCCUAUAUUUUGUUGUGUGGGUACCCACCUUUUUACGAUGAAAAUGAUGCUGAGUUGUUCAAGCAAAUCCUGAGAGCAGAGUACGAGUUUGAUUCUCCCUACUGGGAUGAAAUUUCAGAAUCAGCCAAGGACUUCAUCCGUAAGCUGAUGUGUAAAGACCCCAAACAUCGAAACUCCUGCAAACAAGCCCUCGCUCAUCCAUGGAUAUCUGGCAAUGCUGCCCUGGAUAAGAACAUCCAUGCAUCUGUAAGCGCACAGAUGAAGAAGAACUUCGCCAAGACCAAGUGGAAGCAAGCGUACAAUGCGACAGCUGUCAUCCGACAAAUGCGGAAACUUGCUAUGAACAAAGAAGAUGCACAUUGAAUCAAAAGAAUGGCUGCUGGCAAAGGGACAUAACUCAUAACAUGAAAUCGAGAAGCCAAGUUGUCAGGAGUUGUUUCGAAAUGAUGACUGGUUUCCGAGAUUUUUCUGUUGUAUCAAGGUGUGGGUCGGCUAUUUGGCACUUCGGUUGGCAAGGUAGCGAUUUGAGAAAUCGGUUUUCAGUAACGCUGGAUUGAUGUUCAGUUGAAAUGUGAGGUCGUCACUAUUUAGACAAACAUGUAUCGUUCUUCUUGAUACGUGGGCAGGUCGCACAUUUCUUUUAAUAUGAUGUUGUGUAUUCUAUUUGCUUCCAUCUGUGAGUCUGUAUGUGUGUUUUCUGUCCAGGUAGGCUGAGAGCUGUGUGAGAGAGAGGGGUGUAAGAGAAACUGUGAAACGUUUUAGUAGCUUAUUGAUUCACAUCCCUGAGGGCACAACAGACGCAGCAUAAUUAUGUCAUAAUAUUAAAAUUACAAACUAAAUUUAUCAUCUUAAGAAUUUUUCAAAACAUUUUAUGGUUAACAAAUUUCAGCGAGGUUUAUAAAUAAUCUGUUGCUAUCUAUUUUGAAUGUAAAACUUUAACAUGUUUAGAUACAGUGUUUGUUAAGAAAAUUUAACUAGCUUUCAUGAAGAAUAUAAAACACUUAUUUUGAAUAUAAAACUUUCAUUAUAUAUAGACUGAUCAAAGACAAGGGGGGUGUAUUUUAUUUUUUAGAUUUUGUUUUUAAACAUAAACCCCAUUUCCCCAUUAUUCUCAUGUUUUAAAUUAGGACUAUUCGAUAGCGCCUUUAUUUUUCAAACAGAUUUUGAUUCCUAGAUUUUUAUGAUGUAAAAAGAAGGGUGAUUUUAAUCAAAACGUUAUUUAUUUAUUUUUGGAACAGUUUGUUUUAAUAACACUGACAAGAGUUGAUGAAAGUUAGUUUGUAAAUGUUAAUAUGCUUUUCAUGUUAUUUUCAUGUCAAUUAAAAAUUUGACCAUUGAUGCCAGAUGCAGAAACACAUUUCACGCUUGCAACACUUGAUGUAUUUUCUCCAUAACUGUUGCUAGUGUUGAAGCAUCUCGAACAGAACAAGUAAUUAGAUUAAUACAAACAUUCCAAAACUCACAACUAUUCAUAGCAUACUAAUUAUUUCUGUCAUUUGUACAAUAAUGAUAUAUUAGAUAUGAAGACUAAUCCAUACUGUAUCAGUGUUGAGUUUCUUUGUACAUGUACACAUAUAAGGGCUGAUUCUCCAGACUUGCACAGAAUUAACAGAAUACGAGAAUUCAGGAACUGAAAUUAAUUUUAAUAUUCUGAAGAUCAAAGUGUUACUUCUGAUUUAACAGUGUUAACAUGUUUAACAAACCAAACAAUAUGUUAUUUCUGGCUGAGCACUGUUAACAACAUUUAUUGUAUCUCACAUAUAUCACUCAAUCACAGGCUUGUUGUAUUUUCAUGUGUCAAACUUGGUGUCGUGUACUGCGCAACUGAUAAUUGUCUUAACAUGUAAAGAACAGCAUGUGCUUAUUUUUGUUUGUUACACAGUUUGUCACACAUCAGAAAUAUGGUAUAUGUGAGAGUGCCAUUUAAUAUCAUGUUUCUGAAAUUGUUUUAAUUUAUUAAGGUUUACACAUUUGAUUUCGGUGUUUAUCAUACAAAUUUAGAUUUUUUUUUUGUACAAUCAUCUAAUAACAUAAUGUUGAUUUGUAAAAUAUUUUAGUGCCUGUAAGAGCAAUCGAUAUAUUAAUCCAUACUGGAAAAUUUGUCAUCAUUAACAGUAAGAUUAUUGAUUGGUUAUUAAUCAGAAACUUAUGACAAAUUAUUUGUAAAAAAAAAAUAAAAAUUGGGAGAGAAUUUUUCAAAAUGUGAAAGGGUUAAUCAUCCCUCUAUACAUGUACGUGCAGGCAUACUAAGGAAGAAAUCUCACUGCAAUAGUGUUUACUCAAUUAUUUUGGUGCAAGUCAGUUAUACAAUUUGAGAAAUUUUAUACAAUUUGAGUAGUGUUAUACAAUUUGAGUAGUGUUAUACAAUUUGAGUAGUGUUAUACAAUUUGAGAAAUGUUAUACAAUUUGAGUAGUGUUAUACAAUUUGAGAAAUGUUCAGCAACUUUAUAAUUGGUGUUAUUUUAUUUCAUCAUAUGAUGCAUUUCAGAUCGAGUUUACAGAUAUAUGUUGUGUAAUUACAUGGUUCUUGGAAACAAUUCAUUUGUAAUUAUUGUCUCAUGAAGUAAUUUAUAUAACUUAUAUUGAUUCAUUGAAUGUAAAAUCAAAUUAUUAGGAAGUCACACUUGAACUUGUCAAUUGUUAUAAAAACACAGGAAGCAGCACUUUAACUCGAAAUAUAUGUUAUAAAUGCGAAUUUUCAGAGUAUUUGCAAUGAGUUAAAGAUAAAUCAUGUUACGAGAAAGAAAGCAAGAAAUAAUAUAAAAUUAAAUUCAUCAGUAAUUGACUGGGGGAAAGCAAUUGGGGGAAAAGCAAUUGGUCAAAAUCUGUGAGUGGCUUAUUCUCAAAAAAAGAUAAGAAAAAAGAGUUCAUUAGUAAUUAGAGUAUUUUUGUGAAACAAUAUUCAAUUUGUUUUAAUAUGUCAAGUUUUUAACAUAGUGUUUAUAAAUUUAAUAACAAAUUAUCAAGAAUUCUUUAAGGUAUUAGUUUCUCAAGGACUCUUUUGACUAUAUUUGACAGAGAACAAUCAUACUAAGACAAAUACUUUAAGCAAUUUGGUACUGUUGUAUUGAACUUUAAAACUACAUGUCACAUGUACGGUCAGUGAUGUGACAGUUACGUAUUUCAUUUUGUAUUGAAAAUCUCCUGUUACUUACACUGACAAUGAUGCAUUAGUUAAAUCCAGUGUCUGAUUUCACUUUCUAAGUAACAAGUUUUCUUUUAUUUUAUAACAUUUACCAAAUUGCUAAACCUUUUUGUCGAAGUAUGUUUUAUACAAUGAGAUUUGUUCUACCUUAUUUUGGUUGAAUGAAUUGUGAACAUGGUCUGAUGACUUCCACAUAUAUUAUGUAUACAACUGUACAUGUAGGUAUGUACAUGUAUGUAUGUAUGUAUGUGUGGGCAUAUGUAAUUUGUAGGUUUAUUUUAAAUAUUAUACUUGGUGGAUUGUUUCCAAUACUAAAUUCUCUCAAAUAUUUUGUUUAUAUACAUGUAUCGGUUGCUAAUUUGAGGUCAGAUUCAUGUCUAUGCAUAGUACAAGUUUGUACUUACUAUUAUAGUCAUGAAUUGGUCUUUGAAUUGUAACACGGGGGUGAGACAUAGCCCAGUGGUAAAGUGGUCAUCUGAUGUGUGGUCAGUUUAGGAUCAAUCCCCGUCGGUGGGUCCACUGGGCUAUUACUUGUGCCUGUGCCCCACAACUGGUAUA